Molecule: messenger RNA, 1352 nt
Organism: Gossypium arboreum
Lineage: Eukaryota; Viridiplantae; Streptophyta; Magnoliopsida; Malvales; Malvaceae
Exons: 1
Coding region: 297-1136 (279 amino acids)
Source: RefSeq, a predicted model, not a curated record
AAGUUGUACUUUUUGCUUCGGUAUUCCUUUUUUUUUAAACUCAAAAAAGAAAAAUACAAAUGAUAAAAUAAUAACGUAAAACUAAAAAUCCACGAAAGAGAGGAAGCAAGGCACGCAGCAGUCAACAACGUAGAAAUUCUCCCUCCAAAACUCAUUUUCUGUCUGUUCAUCAAAUUUCCACAAUAAAAAACUUUCUUUUUUUAUUUAAAGGCAGCUUCCUUUCUUCAACCUUCCUCUCUCCAACUUUCUCUCUCCUUCUUCGUUUAACUCUUCUUCUUCUUUCGUUUGUUGGUACAAUGCCACAGGGCAAUUUAGAAACCCUUGUUUCGGCCUGCGCCGGUGCUUCUUGCGAUAACAAAAUCGUCUGCGAGACUUUAGCUACCACCCAAAACGAUCCAGACGACCACCUCCACACGGCUGACACAUCUCUCGACGAUGAAAUCCCGGCCGAUUUCCCGCCUGAAUCCUUUUGGUUAUCCAAAGACUCCGAGUUCGACUGGUUCGAUCGCAAUGCUUUUUACCAACGGAAAGAGUCGCAUAAAGGAAACUCAGCUCCCAACUCUACCAAUCUUAAUCCUAAUUUGAACCCCGACUUCAAUUCUCAACGCUUUUCUGUGAGAAAGCCUAGAGCUUCCAUCAUCGGAUUGCCCAAACCGCAGAAAUCUUGCUUUGCUGAGACCAACAACAGGAAGAAUACUAAGCCUGCAACUACAAGAUUGUUUCCUAAACGAUCCGGUUCCGUUAAAACCGAUCCUCCAGUUGUUGAACCGUCUUCGCCUAAGGUCUCUUGUAUGGGAAGAGUGAAAUCGAGGAGAGACCGGAAUCGCUCGCUGAGAAAGAACCGCCAAAAAUCCGCCGAAGCCGAAACAGUUAAAGAGAAAACGGCAAGAAGAAGCAGAAGCGGUUGCUUUCCAAAUUUUUGUGCUAUUUUUGGGUCCACUGAAAAAGCACGUGAACCACGCAGUCUGCCUCCAGAAGCGCCUUCGCCGCCGAGGAACAGCGACAUUAGGUGUCGCUUGCCGCCAGAUGGUCGUGAAGCAAUAUCGAUGGAGCCUGAAAUUACGGAGACUGAGCCGGUCAGUCUAGGAGGAAUGAAGCGGUUCGCAUCUGGUAGAAGAUCGGAGCCGUUAAUCUAAGCAGUGUUGGAAAAGGUUCUGUUAGUGGUGGGGCCAUAGCUAAGGCGUGGUCUACGGUGGCAGUUUGGGGAGGUAAAAACAAGCACAAUUUUCCAAUGUCUACUCUUGUCUUUUUCUUUUUAAUUUUAGAUGUGGCAACAGUUUGUAAAUAACAAGUGAUUUAAAAUUUUGGAAUACAUAGUUUGUAAAAGUUUUCGUUUAAUAAGAAAUUAAAAA